Raphanus sativus (radish) is the source of this 1609-nucleotide messenger RNA. RefSeq names its product putative FBD-associated F-box protein At5g22720. Gene Ontology annotation, molecular function: protein binding. The record is from RefSeq and is a predicted model, not a curated record. Lineage: Eukaryota; Viridiplantae; Streptophyta; Magnoliopsida; Brassicales; Brassicaceae. Bases 166 to 1524 code for a protein of 452 amino acids. The transcript is spliced from 3 exons.
UUUUCAAAACCAGAAGAAAAAACAUCACCUUAAAAAAAAAUGAUCAAUGACCCUAAAAGUGAGAGAGCUUCUCUGCCACUUUCGUCUUCCUUACUUUUAAGGUUUUCAUAUUCAUACUAUUGAUUUUGGGUCUUGUGGAAAGAUCAUCCUUUUACUUAGUAUUUGAUGGAGGAAAUCAAUUCGAAAGAGAGAGGAGGAAGAUGCGUUGAUAUCUCAAGGGAAAACGAGGAUAUGAUAAGCUAUUUACCAGACACUUUGUUAUCUCAAGUGCUGUCGUAUCUUCCGACAAAAGAAGCUGUUAGGACUAGUGUUCUGUCUACCAGGUGGAAAAGUCUCUGGCUUUUUAUCUCUGAGAUUGAUUUGGAUACUUGUCAGUUCCCAGAUUACAAUGCCUUUGUGAUAUUUAUGGAAAAGUUUCUAGAUUUCUCUAGGACUAGGGUAGAGAAGCCAUGCUUCCACAAGGUCAAGCUAAGUCUUCGGAAGAAUGUAAACGACCCGCCUUGUGUCACCCGGUGGAUAGAAUUAGUGGCUACACCUGAACUUGACCAUCUCGAUUUUGAGUGUGACCCUGUGCUGCUGCGUGAGUGUCUAGAAGUGAUGCCACCGAGCCUCUACACGUCUUGUCAAAAGCUUCUUCACUUAAGGCUCCACAGGGUGUUUGUGGGUACGUUGUUGGAGUCUGUCUCUUUACCUUGUCUCAAGACUAUGCGUUUGGAAUACAAUACAUAUGCCAGUGAAGUGUCUCUAGAGUUGCUUAUCUCAUCUUGUCCAGUUCUUGAAGAUUUCAGCUUUGUUAGGAAGCUUGAAUGUGGUGUAAAUGUUUUACGAGUACACUCCAAGACAUUGACCAGUCUCAGUAUAGAAACGGGUAUCCAUGAUUCUGAUUUCAAGUAUGCAGAUUGGGAUGAUGAUUGUAGCGUGAGGGUUUUGAUUAAUACCCCUAGGCUCAAGUAUCUGAAUCUCGACGAUUUCAUAUCCGAGUGUAAAACCAUAAGCAAUCUAGGUUCCUUAACCAAUGUCAAUCUUCUUAGCAGUUUAUAUACAAUUAAUAGUGAUGAUGCUGUCUUCAACAAUAUCUCGGGAGUUAGGGAUAUGAGUAUCUCUAGCACAAAUUUCACGGUUAUCAAAAAUAUCAAGACAUUGCCCCAGUUUUGCAACCUAUCCUGUUUGAAAGCGGAGCUAUAUUUUUGGGAUAUCGAUGUCCUUCCAAUGUUUCUUGAAAUCUGUCCGAAUCUAAGGUCUCUAAUCUUGGAUCUGUAUCCUUCAUCUAUGAGGGAACAAAUAAGAUUCACGCAUGUGCCUCAGUGUUUGCUGUCAUCUCUCGAGUUUGUAGAGAUAGCAAGCACUUUCAGAGGACUCGUUGAAAAGGAACUAGUUAGGUACUUUGCAGAAAACUCAGUAGUCCUCAAGAAACUUGUUCUGCGUUUGGGAUCUUCCAUGGAUGAACAAGAUUACGUCAUUUUAAGGGAUCUCCUCCUUGCAUUACCAACGGUAUCUAGCGCGUGUGAAAUUGUAGUUCGUUGAACACUGUAAUAGCUUUAUGGUAUGUCUAUGAUCAGACUUUUAGGUGUGGACUUGUAAAUUUGAUCAAACUUCACUUUUUGAGACU